Paramecium sonneborni is the source of this 1083-nucleotide messenger RNA. Lineage: Eukaryota; Ciliophora; Oligohymenophorea; Peniculida; Parameciidae. The record is from the annotation of a GenBank genome assembly.
AUGGACAAAUAUGAGGAAGUAAAUGAUUUUUUUUAAUCUCAAGUGAUUGAUUUACUUAAUUAAUAAACCAAAACUUAUAUCCUCAAAUCCUAAGAUAAAGAUGAUACUCAAAUUGAUGAUUUUGAUUUUAGUAUUAACGAAGUUAAUGAAUAAUAAUGCUACGAUACAUAAUUACAAAAAUCAUAAUCCAAAAUUGAUAUUUUAAAAAAUAAAUUAUCAAAACUUUGCCAAUAAAAACAACUACUUUAAAGGUCUUUCAUAGAUUUAGAAAGAGAAGUUUUGGAGCUUGAAGAAAAAAUAAAUUAAGAGAAAUCAGAAAUUGAUUGCUCUAAACCAAAAAUCAGUACUAAUGAAGAGUAAAAAAGAAAAUUUAAUUAAAAAAAGGCACAGUAUGAAUAAUUGUUAUUAUAAUAUGAGAAAUUUUAUUUUGAAAAUGAUAUUAAAAAGGAAAUUAAUGAAAUUAAUUUGGAAUAUGAUAAUUAAACAAGCAUGUAAAGGCAACACUCUAAUAAGAUUAAAAUUAAUAAAAAAUUAGAAGAAAAAUUAAAUAAAGAAUUUGAUUAAGUUAAUAAGGAACUAAAUGAAUAUCAGAACAUCAUUAACCCUGAAUUUAAAUAAAAUAUGAAUCAUUUAUAAUAAUUAAUGAUAGAAUAUGAUGAAUUUUGUAUUGAAAAUAUAGAAUAAUAAAAAGAAAAUAAAAAUUAAAAAUUGGAGGAAAUUAAACAAAAUAUUGAAGAAAUAAACAAUAAUUUGAAGAACAAAAAUUAACAAUCAACUAAUUAACUAUAAAAUAAUUUAAAUGAGGCAGAAGAUAGAUUAAUAAAUAUUUUUAUUAAAUACAAUAAACAAAAUAAAUAAAUAAAGGAGCUAAAACAGGAAAAAAAACAAAUUUAAAAAUUUAUUGAUAUUGGAAGACAAAAAGUGAACUCUUAAGGAUCAUUCUUGUAAAUAAAGAAAAUUUAUAAACUUAAAUUUAUCUAAUAGUUGUUUUUAAGAGUAAUAAUCUUUAUUGGAAUUUGUAUGAUGUUGAAAUUAUUGCAAGAUAUUUAUUAAUCCAGGAGAAAAAUAUUUUUUAAUUAAUGA